AUGCCUCCCAUCGACACGGAGGGCCAGUUCAAGUUCCUGCUGUGCUGCAUCAAGCACUCGACAGCUGGAAGGGUGAACUUUGACUCUGUCGCAUCUGAGUUAAAGAUCGUCAGCAAGGCUGCUGCGGCCAAGCGUUAUGAGAGACUUCUCAAGGCCCAUAACAUUACGGUCUCUACUCCGCGUAAGACUGCUGCCAGCAAGGCUGCUGCUGGUGGCGGUGAUGAAGCGGACGACCCCAAGACUCCAUCCAAGAAGCGCAAGCGUGCAGGUGUGGCUUCUGCUGCACCCAAGAAGGAGGAUAAGGACGAGACUCCCAUAAAGAAAGAGGAGCCCGAUGUUAAGGAGGAGCCUGACGUUAAAGAGGAAUCUGAUGACGAGGUGGAAGUCAAGGGAGAAGAUACCGGUUCGUUCAAAGAAAGCGCCAACAACAAGCCUAACCCUGGCUUCAACACACACACCACCUCUACCAACACCAAUACUGUCACGCUCACAUCUUUCACGUCACAAUACGAGGGUGGUGUCGGACAAAACAGCCCGUCUGGUACAAAACCACGGCGGCUGGGUUCGGAUUGCCUGCAACUGGUGAAAGUGGCCAACGUAGAUGGCAGCGACUGCAUUGUCGUUGGCGAGCGGCCGGCUUCCACACCAGAACCAGUAUUUAUCCAGGUCUCAGUCUCUAGCACUAGCGACGAGGACUACAUCUCGGAGUAA
Dichotomopilus funicola is the source of this 711-nucleotide messenger RNA. RefSeq lists its product as uncharacterized. NCBI's taxonomy places the organism in Eukaryota, Fungi, Ascomycota, Sordariomycetes, Sordariales, Chaetomiaceae. The transcript is spliced from 4 exons. Bases 1 to 711 code for a protein of 236 amino acids. The record is from RefSeq and is a predicted model, not a curated record.